Molecule: messenger RNA, 1677 nt
Organism: Teleopsis dalmanni
Lineage: Eukaryota; Metazoa; Arthropoda; Insecta; Diptera; Diopsidae
Gene: Trp1
Product: translocation protein SEC62
Exons: 4
Coding region: 249-1496 (415 amino acids)
Biological process (GO): post-translational protein targeting to membrane, translocation
Cellular component (GO): endoplasmic reticulum membrane; endoplasmic reticulum
Source: RefSeq, a predicted model, not a curated record
AAUUUUCUUGCAGUUGUAGUUGUAGUGGUAACGACGUUUAGUGUUGUUGUUAUUGGGGAAACUUUCUAUGCGAUGUGUAAUGAUGAAUCAGUAAAAACUUUCUAGGCUUAAAACUCAGUUGUGGUCGCUUGAUGCGCUAAUCAGUACCGAAAGCGCUUCUUGUUUUUCUUAAAAACAGAUUUCUAUUUUUGAAAAAAUAUAUAAUUUUAUAUAAUUAGUGUUUAAAUUUAUUUAUAUAUUUCUAUAUAAUGGACUUUGAAGAGCGAUCUGAUGAAGUUUGUGGUACGAAACCGGAAGAAGAAGAAGAUGACUGCGAAUGUGAUGAUGGCGAGGAAUAUACAGGGCCUGGAGAACAUGAAGCCGAAAAACCAUCUAAAGACGAAUAUAGUGUUGCAAAAUGGAUGAAAAAGAAUGUGAAAACGAAGAGAACGAAAUUUUUAAGUCACAAUGUGGAAUAUUUCACUUCUAAUAAGGCAAUUGAUGCCUUAUUAAAAUCAAAAUUCGCUCAGGGUACUGGUGCGAUUUUCCAAACUCGAGAACAAAUCAUUGAUUUCUUGGAUGUUAUGUUAGAACACAAAUUUUACCAUCGUGCUAAAAAAGUUCUUAUAACAUUGGAUGAUAAACGGGUCGUUAACAAAUCUACAAAGAAGGACAAAGAAGAGAGAAAAGAUGAUAAAUUGAAUAAAAAAGAAAAAGAUGAAAAAAGAGAUACGACCGAAGAAGCUGAAGUUGAGGGCAACGGUAUAAACGGAGCAGAUGAUGCAGGUAGUGGUAGUGAUAAAAAAGAGAAACGUAAACGGAAAGUACGUCUUGAUAUGCACCCAGAACAGAUAUUUGUAGAUGGUUCUGAGGCAUACGUUUGGAUAUAUGAUCCUAUACCAUUACAUUACUGGAUAUAUGGUUUAAUUUUAUUGCUUGGUGCUAUAGGCAUUUGUAUGUUCCCAUUAUGGCCACCAAUGCUUCGUAAAGGCGUUUAUUAUUUAUCAAUAGCUGCUGCUGGUUUUCUUGUCUUUAUAUUGGCUUUAACUGUCAUCCGUUUAAUAAUCUUUUCAAUUGUUUGGGGUCUUACUGGCGGCAAAUUGCAUUUUUGGAUUUUCCCCAAUUUAACAGAGGAUGUAGGAUUCUUUGCUUCCUUUUGGCCUUUAUAUGAGAGCAAAUACACUAACAAUAUAGAUAAAAAGAACGAUAAACGUUCGAAAAGUAAGUCUAAGAAAAAAGACAAGGAUAGUGAUGCUGAAGAUGAUAUUUCAUUAUGCUCAACCUCACUAGAGCCGGAGAAAAUAGAAGAAAUCAAAGAGCAUGAUGCUGAAAUUGAUCUGAGGCAACGUAAAGUAGCGGCUGGAAAACGCGAAACAGAUAGUAGUGGUGAAGAUAACAAUGACUUCCCACAGGAAUCAGAUGGCAAAUGCUCUGGAAGUGCUUCGGAUUCGGAAUCAGAAAUAUCUGGCAAAGACUAUGAAAUAAUUAGUACGAAUGAAGUGCAAAACGUUAAUUGAUAAGUAAGUGAGAAAAAGUCUAUGUUGAAAAAAGGAAAUAUAAUAUAAGAGUAGCUUAAUAAUUUAACAAAAAAAUUAAAAUUUUACAAAACUGAAUUUUUAUUUAUAUAUACAUAUAUAUAUCUCUAUACUUAGAACAAUAGCAUUUGAAUAAUUAUCACACAAAUAUUCAGUUUAGCAU